Molecule: messenger RNA, 1717 nt
Organism: Herpailurus yagouaroundi (jaguarundi)
Lineage: Eukaryota; Metazoa; Chordata; Mammalia; Carnivora; Felidae
Gene: SWSAP1
Product: SWIM-type zinc finger 7 associated protein 1
Exons: 3
Coding region: 721-1533 (270 amino acids)
Biological process (GO): double-strand break repair via homologous recombination
Cellular component (GO): Shu complex
Molecular function (GO): single-stranded DNA binding
Source: RefSeq, a predicted model, not a curated record
GUCUCCCACCCCCUGUCUUUUUGUCUCUCCUGGUGCUUCUUUGAUCUAUGGUCAUGCCCACCCCACUUAUUCCAAGCAAAACCCAAGGAGCCCCCAGGCCAAUAAGGAAACCGGUUGAGAUUCCUCUUCUCACAGACCCUCAGAGACGGCUGCUGAUGUUUUGCACGUGAAUGUUCCUGAGCCUGCAAGCCUCCAACACAGCUUGUGCAGAUACUAAGGUGCAGAGGGAGAGACAAGCAUACAAGUGCCUCCCUCCCUCACUUCCUCAGUUGUCAUUGGGGGACAUCAGCAGAAACACACACAGACAACAUUCCCAUCACAAUAGUCCUCUGAGAUAUCACGAGCUCCAUUUUAUAGGUGAGCAGACUGAGGCUAGGAGACUUUAAGUAAUGUGUCAGUGAUUCGGGCCUGCUUCCUCCAACUCUCAACCCUCGUAUGUGUCUAAUUAGCUGAUUAAUUCACAAUAGUAAUAUUCGCGUUGCUUCCUUCAGCGGACUCGCACAAGGGAAGGGCAAUCUCUCCUUCAAGCGCCUCUAUACCUCCUCCCUCAGACUGUUAUUUGCCCCUUCACCAGGGGAGGAGCCAGUAAAGGCCGAUCUAACUUUGAUGGCAGAUCCAUGGACCAAUGGAGACGCUAAGUGCAUUGUAACCAAUGAGACCUCGGCUUGGGCGGGAUUAAGGGCAGGAAAGGGCCGCUGACUGGACAGGAGUAUCUUACGAAUGGCGGAGACGCUGAGGCGGGUGCUAAACCUAGGCACCUCAGCAAGGUCCGGGGAGGAGGACACAGCUGAGGCUGGACCGCCUUUGCUGCUGCUCGGCGGCCCAGGGUCUGGAAAGACAGCGCUGCUAUUCGCGGCGGCCCUGGAAGCGGCAGGAGAGGGCCGAGGCCCCGUCCUCUUUCUGACUCGAAGGCCUCUUCAAAGCCUGCCCCGCGGGACUGGCGCAGCCCUCGACCCCCUGCGGCUACAGGAGGUCCGACUAAGAACGCUAUGGGCAGGUUUUCCGUGGAAAGAUUGCCUUAGAUACUUGAAGAUCCGCUUCCAGUACCCACCCUCAACCCAUGAACUCCUUCAGCUUCUGUGCUCUGCCCAUGAGGCCCGCGGUCCAGCCCCCUCCCUGCUGCUACUGGAUGGCCUUGAGGAGUACCUAGUGGAAGACCAGGGACCCCAGGACGCCGCCUACCUGGCUGCGCUGCUUCUGGACACAGCUGCCCACUUCAGCCACCAGACUGGGCCUGGCCAGGGCUGUGGGCUCAUUGUGGCCCUACAGACCCAAGAGGAGGGAGUCAGUGGGGAUGCCCUGCAGGUGUCACUGCUCCAGCGGUAUUUCCCUGCCCAGUGCUGGCUGCAGGCAGAGACACCAGGCCCAGGACAGCACCGCCUCCGAGCCUGCCUGGAUCCAGGUGGGCUGGGGCCUAGGAGAGAGUGGUGCGUGGCUUUCCGACCAAAUGGAGAGAUGACAAUCACCCCGUGGCCUACCCAGGCUGGUAACCUCAGCUUAGACAAAGGUUCAAGCUCUGGAGGCCAGCCUUGAGCUUUGGUGUGUGACAACCUCUCUAUGCCUCAGUUUCCCAUGCCUGGAAUACUUACUUCAGGGACACAUGCAGAUUCAAAGACCUAAAGAAUAUAAAAUGUUUUUUUCUCAUUUAAAAGUAGCAUUAUCAGGGAACCUGGGUGGCUCAGUUGGUUAAAUGUUGGACUCUUGAUUUUGGCUCAGG